Messenger RNA from Notothenia coriiceps (black rockcod), 2916 nucleotides. Its product is annotated as mitochondrial Rho GTPase 1-A-like. NCBI's taxonomy places the organism in Eukaryota, Metazoa, Chordata, Actinopteri, Perciformes, Nototheniidae. Bases 350 to 1894 code for a protein of 514 amino acids. The transcript has 16 exons. The record is from RefSeq and is a predicted model, not a curated record. Gene Ontology annotation, molecular function: GTPase activity; calcium ion binding; GTP binding.
UCCGGCUUGCUGUAGUUGCCGGGUGUUGGAGGUCGGACAUUCCCAUGUAACAUCCACUGCGAAAUGCUAUACAAGCGCCGAAAAGAGUGUGAUUAACGUGAAAUUACAGAGACAUGUGGCCCACACUGGUCUCUGAAUGACAUUUACUCCCGAGCUGAACAGUCGUUCGUUAACAAGAAGAGCGUAGAAAACACGGAGGACCUCCAAAAACUGUCCGUCCGUUUUGUCCUACAAAGGAGAGUUUGACAGGACUUCAGUGCGCGGGCCUGCUGCUAGAGGAGGACGCUAUCCAGAGGACUUCAUGAGACAAUAAACACUGUCCUUUCUGUUGAAGGAAGCAAGAGAAAACAUGAGGAAGGACGUGAGGAUACUGCUUGUGGGGGAACCCAAGGUGGGGAAGACAUCGCUGAUCAUGUCUCUGGUCAGUGAGGAGUUUCCUGAUGAGGUUCCCCUUCGAGCUGAGGAGAUCACCAUCCCAGCUGAUGUCACCCCAGAGAGGGUGCCCACACACAUUGUGGACUAUUCAGAGGCAGAACAGACAGAAGAGCAGCUGUUCCAAGAAAUAUCAAAGGCCAAUGUUAUCUGCAUAGUUUACGCUGUCAACAACAAGAAGUCCAUUGAAAAGGUGACAAGCCACUGGAUCCCUCUCAUAAAUGACAGAACAGACAAGGAUAGCAGAGUACCACUGAUCCUAGUGGGGAACAAGUCGGACCUGGUGGAACACAGCAGCAUGGAGACCAUCCUGCCAAUCAUGAAUCAAUACCAGGACAUCGAGACAUGUGUAGAGUGCUCUGCUAAAAACCUGAAGAACAUUUCGGAGCUGUUCUACUACGCCCAGAAGGCUGUGCUCCACCCGACGGGACCCCUGUACUGCCCGGAGGAGAAGGAGUUGAAGCCUUCCUGCAUCAAGUCUUUAACUAGAAUCUUUAAAGUGUCUGACCUGGACAACGACGGCAUCCUCAAUGACAAUGAGCUCAACUUCUUCCAGAGAACGUGUUUCAAUACACCGCUGGCGCCUCAGGCUUUAGAGGAUGUGAAGAAUGUGGUCAGGAGAAACAUGACGGAUGGAGUCAACGACGACGGACUUACACUCAAAGGCUUCCUGUUCCUCCACACCCUCUUCAUCCAGCGAGGCCGACACGAGACCACCUGGACGGUGCUGAGGAGGUUUGGAUAUGACGACGACCUGGAGCUCACACAGGAAUACCUGUUCCCCAUGGUAAAGAUCCCCCCGGACUGCACCACAGAGCUCAAUCACAACGCUUACCUCUUCCUCCAGAGUGUCUUCGACAAACAUGACAAAGACAAAGAUUGUGCGCUGUCACCAGAGGAGGUGAAGGACUUGUUCAAAGUGUUUCCCUACAUGCCCUGGGGCCCGGAUGUCAACCACACGGUGGGCACUAACGAACAGGGAUGGAUCACAUACCAGGGAUACCUCUCCCAGUGGACGCAAUACUUCAUAGAUAGCAAGACGCCCUGCGUGAUGCUCGCCGCCAAGUCUGACCUGCACGAAGUACGGCAGCACUACAGCCUCUCACCGCACGAGUUCUGCCGCAAGCACAAGCUCCACCCCCCCCAGCCGUUCACAUGCAGCACCAUCGAGGCCCCCAGCAAAGACAUCUACACCAGACUCACCACCAUGGCCAUGUAUCCCCACGCCCGUCUGCGCUGCAUGUGUGCCUGCAACAGGUGCUCCUAUUGCCUGUGUCAGAACCUCCUCAAGUUGGAGCUGCUGCGCAGUAUAAAAGCCCAGCUGUGCAGGGUCGUGUUCAACAGGCACAUGGCUCAGGCUGAUCUGAAGAACUCCACCUUCUGGCUGAGAGCGAGCGUGGGGGCCACGGUGUUCGCGGUGCUGGGCUUCGCCAUGUACAGAGCACUGCUCAAACAGCGGUGAUGGGACAGCGUGACACUUCCAUCCCCCCCCGGCCCCUUCUGGUGACUCUGCCCCCUCCCCUCCUACCUGAAAGACUCAAAAACACUGGCUGACUAACCCACCCUCAACUCCGCCUCAUCCCCUUCCCACAAUGCAACACAAGCAAGAAACAAAUGAGCGAAAUCAUAGUUACAUUUUAUAUGCAUUAAAAAAAAUGAAGUGUGGUGUAGUUUUUCUGUUUAAAGUUGUGGGAAAAGGAGCAGGCAUACUUUUGAAAUCAUUCAAUCUGUAAAUGCUGACAUGUUGUCUAGUAUAGUCCGACUCUACUAAACACUGGAUGUUUUCAGCUGAUCCAGUCCUCUUUUUAUUUCUCAGGUCAGUAUUAUUCAUUAGUUAGAUGGUUGGAGACCAGAGAGAGGCAGCCAUAUACAGCAACACCACAAAGGGACUUGAACCUGUUAAUAAAUAUAGUGUAUAUGCCGCAUUUUAUGCAUGUAGGACUUUUAGAAUUGGACCCAUAGACCGCACAACAAGCUCCUACAGGUGUUAGCGAUGCAUCUAACACUAGAGAGGUCAUGAUUGGCAUGCACUUGUUUAUUUUGUGUGUUUAUUUAUUAACCUGUUUCUUUGUUUUUCUUGUCUGUUUUGAGUGCACCGCAUGAAACAGAAGGAUUUACAUUUUCCUUGUAUUUUUGUAUUUAGUUUUAUCAAAGCAGUCCUUACGUAUUGUUUUUUUCUGAUUUUAUUUUUCUGGUUUUCAAAUAGAGUUUCGUCCCUCAUGGUAUAUUUUUAUGAAGUUAGAAGCACCAUAUAUCAACAGAUUAUGCCAUUAACAACAGCCAUUCAGUGCACCUCUCCCACCUUUAAACUAUUAAAAAGUGUUCAUUCUCAUUCUUCUCUUUUCCAGCAUUUACAAUAAAAAAUGGUAUGAUCUGGCCCAGCCAUGUGUUGUAAGGGUUAAAUGACAGCAACAUUUAAGAGCAAUGAGGACAAACAAAAUUGGUUUUAAAUAUCUGUAAUAAAUGACAUUUACACCCUCUGAA